UCGCCGUUGCCACGGGGACAUGGGAGUGACGGACAGAAGCGGUUAGUGGAAGCCUCGGAACUGCCGGCCGCACUCCCGUUCCGUCUUUCGUUCGGUGCGCAACUACGGGGCGUCAUGCCGCAGACCUACCGGAUAUGGCAAUAGUAGCGAGGUGUGGGGUACUCGUCGUCGGUGGCCCAGCACUAUGGAAAACAGUCUAGUGGGAGGCAUUCAUCUCACCCAUCUGUUCGUCUCCAUCAUUCUCUUCUGUCUUCCUCACGAGUCCAAGCAAGGUCCGCACGAGAAAAGACUGCUCAACAAACUGCUGAACGAUUACAACGUGCUGGAAAGACCCGUAGCCAACGAGUCCGAGCCUCUACUACUCAGCUUCGGCUUAACGCUUCAGCAAAUAAUUGAUGUGGACGAAAAGAACCAACAAAUAAUAACAAAUAUCUGGUUAAAAUUGGAAUGGGUAGAUAUCAACCUACGAUGGAAUGCCUCGGAGUACGGCGGCGUCAAGGACCUGAGAAUUCCUCCCAGUCGGCUUUGGAAACCAGACGUGUUGAUGUACAACAGCGCGGAUGAGAAGAUUGAUGGUACGUAUCCCACCAACGUCGUGGUGCGUAACAACGGAAGUUGUACCUACAUACCUCCGGGAAUCUUCAAAAGCACGUGCAAAAUCGACAUCACCUGGUUUCCUUUCGAUGAUCAGAUGUGCCAAAUGAAAUUUGGAUCAUGGACCUACGAUGGGAACCAGAUAGAUCUCAGGCUGGCCAGCGAAGACGGCGGAGACCUGUCGACGUACAUCAUCAAUGGCGAAUGGGAUCUCAUCGGGUUACCGGGAAUUCGAAAUGUAAUAUACUACGCAUGUUGUCCGGAGCCUUAUGUAGACAUCACAUUCACCAUUCAUAUUCGUCGGAGGACGUUGUAUUACGGAUUCAAUCUUAUCAUCCCCUGCGUUCUAAUCUCUUCGAUGACGUUAUUGGGCUUCACACUGCCACCCGAUUCUGGGGAAAAACUCACUUUAGGGAUCACCAUUCUUCUGUCCUUGACUGUGUUUAAUCUGCUGGUCACAGACACCCUUCCGGUGACCUCUGAUGCAGUUGCCAUAAUAGGCACCUACUUUGCUUGCAUCAUGAUAAUGGUAGCCUUUUCUGUGGUGAUGACGGUGGUAGUAUUGAAUUAUCAUCACAGAAGUUCCGAAACGCACGAUAUGCCACAGUAUGUGAGUAUCGUUGUAUGUUUGGAGAUGCUUAAUUGAA
This is a messenger RNA of Centruroides sculpturatus (bark scorpion), 1241 nucleotides long. RefSeq names its product neuronal acetylcholine receptor subunit alpha-7-like. The transcript is spliced from 8 exons. Gene Ontology annotation, molecular function: transmembrane signaling receptor activity; acetylcholine-gated monoatomic cation-selective channel activity. Lineage: Eukaryota; Metazoa; Arthropoda; Arachnida; Scorpiones; Buthidae. Gene Ontology annotation, cellular component: synapse; postsynaptic membrane; neuron projection. Gene Ontology annotation, biological process: nervous system process; signal transduction; regulation of membrane potential. The coding region runs from base 185 to 1240 and encodes 351 amino acids. The record is from RefSeq and is a predicted model, not a curated record.